ACAAACGUUGGUCAUCGUUUCGUUGGCAAAAUCGGGGGGCGAUAAAAGAUGCGAAAAUCCAACUUUGGAGCGACAACCACGGAGAACGGAAGUGAUCGAUCGGACAAGGUUCUCGGAAUCGAAACGAUUUUUAUUCCCAAUCCUUUUUUCCAUUCGCGAACAACGUCAACGCGUCAGCGACAUUGUACAUUCACGGAAAUUCGUGAUCGCUCGUGAAUUUACAGAGUAGCGAGACAGCGUCGAACGACGAGUGCGUGAGAAAGUUUCUGCCGACGCUUCCACGUACGUUCAACAGCUUGCUCGCGACGCCGAUCAGCGUGGAAAGCGACGAACCUCGGCAGCUCAUCAAGUCGGAAACGUUGAUCAAUCGAAACGACAGUUUCGACGAGUCGUGAUACACACGGGGGACAUUUUCUCUCCGCAGGUUACUAGGAAAUCUUCUCGGCAUCGCCGAUUACGCCACCAACAUGGCGUCCUUUUGGUUUUUGGACACGCUGGCGCUUUACGCGAUACGGCACAGAAGGGACCUCGAUGAAUAUUGCACGAGUGUUUUGAUCAGCUGGCUGGCCGGUGAAAUUAGAUUGCUUCGAGAUAGGAAACACACGCGUGAAGAUUUUUUUAGAGAAAUGAGGAGCAUUUUCGCCGUGGCAGCUGACAAGAUAUCUGAACAGAAUCGAGUGCCGUAUUGGGACGAAAUCGUGGACGAGUACGACGACUCGCGGGACGAAACUGAAGAAACGGGAGGUGAAUCGAUAAGAAGUUCGCGACAAGACGACGUCAGAUUUUCGAGUAACAUCGAUCCAGGUUUGGUAUUGGACAUAGUGAUCGAGGAUACCUACGAUAUGUACGCGAACGAGUUGCGUUAUGCGCUUAUUUAUGCAGUCUUCGUGGAACCAAUUGAAAUACAGACUUGCGACUUACCGUUUACACUUCGGACACCACGCCCGACAAAACUGGCAGAUCCCAAGUCGAUCCCUUUCAUUGUACAAUUGCAAAGAAGCUUGAGAAUGGUCGGCACAAUGGAAAAAUCUAAAGGGAACAAGGCGAAAGGUAAAAAGGUCAAAACAAUUCCCGAAGUACCGCCAACACCUCCACGCUCUUUGGACGAUGAAGCGCAACUGAUGUACAAUCGCUCGUUUAUUCUACCACUGAUAGAAGCGAACGAAUCGUCGGGAAUAUUCGAAACGUCGGACGCAUAGCGUUGAAUAAUCGAACAAGACAAUCUUUGAGAAACAAUCUCUUUAUUCCUUCCUUGUGAAACCAACCGUCGUAAAAACUUACAGUGUCAGUCUGUCACGAGGACUGUGCCCCACUCGGAACACUUGAAAUCUUUAAUGUCGUCGGAGUUUAAAAGAACAUCGAGCUUAAUAAAUUUUGGCGAGCUGGGAAGCUUUUCCGGGGAUUGCCCCAACUGUCCGUACUUGUUACAUCCGCAACCCCAUAGCGUUCCAUCAUCUGUUACAAGUAAAAAAAAAAAGUAAAUUUCUGGAAUACAUCUUUCUUCCUUUUCUUUAA
Messenger RNA from Frieseomelitta varia, 1515 nucleotides. RefSeq lists its product as uncharacterized. The transcript has 5 exons. The coding region runs from base 468 to 1199 and encodes 243 amino acids. Lineage: Eukaryota; Metazoa; Arthropoda; Insecta; Hymenoptera; Apidae. The record is from RefSeq and is a predicted model, not a curated record.